Messenger RNA from Archocentrus centrarchus (flier cichlid), 5702 nucleotides. RefSeq names its product ELMO/CED-12 domain containing 3 (gene elmod3). Lineage: Eukaryota; Metazoa; Chordata; Actinopteri; Cichliformes; Cichlidae. Bases 732 to 2039 code for a protein of 435 amino acids. The record is from RefSeq and is a predicted model, not a curated record. The transcript has 13 exons.
AUUACCGUGGCCACUGGACGGGGGAAGGGAAGCCGAGAUUGGAGGGAGAAACAAUCAUAAACUGAGACAAGGUCCCGCUUAAGAACUCCUGCCAUACAAGAUCUCUUCAUAACCACGUCAGACAGCUGCAGCUUGGACAUUCGCUGUUUCACGUGAGGCUCGAGGCAUAGCACAGAAUCAGUGUUUGUGGAUUGAACUACGACUAUACUGGUACUGCUUGGGAUAUUGUGGAUUUAUCUCGAGUGCCAAAGCGAUGAAGUGUCUUGGACAGGGAGAGCCCAGCCCUGAACGGGAAUGUCUUCAUUCAGCUUUUGGGCAUCUCUGGUGGGGUUGAAGAGUGGGGCAGGUCAGUGGAGGAGAGAAGAGAGGCAAGUUUCCAGGAAGCUUGUGUAUUGAUGGGAAGCCACUUCCUCCAGUCAGCUCUUGUGGACUGAUACUGCACAUUCCUGUUCACAUCCACACUCAUGGUUAGACUUUGGAGAAGCUGAUAAAACCAGACUGUCGUCGAAAACCACGCAACUGUUGCUUUUACGGGAGUAUGAUGUGCACACAACAUGGUUUUCUCCUGCCAGUGACAGCUUUGUAAAAAUCAACCUGGUGACUGUGGAUGUUGAGUUGUCUACAUGUAUAAGGACAAAAUGAGAAACGCAUAGAUACUUGCAGUCACUACUGAGUGUGUGCAGCAGAAACCAUGGUGGCCCUUUCAUCAACUCCUCAACAAAUCUCAGUUUAUGACUUCAGAAGUCUGUAGAGGCCAGGAUCAGAAACAAGCUCAACAGACAACACGCUUACAUGCAAUGGAAGAAGACAUUGAUGUCGACUCCCGCAUUGAGGGUCUGAAUGGUUUGUCUCGUGAAUGUAAACCGUUAGAGGAGAUAACCAAUGGACACUCUAAUCAUAAACCUGUCAUGAAUGGACUGCUUAUUGGUCAUAAUGUCAAAGACCACACCAAUGGCAGUGCACCUCUCAGAUCUCUGCCGAUUUCAGCAUUAAAGCAGAAUGGUCUCCUGCAGACCCUGGCAGCUGGAGACCAGCCCAAGCCUGCAGAUGAUAAGGAAAAUGUGGAGCUGGAAAAGGCCAGGCUGGAGUGGGAGGCUCUAGAGCAUACCCAGCCAGCUAUUACAGAGGACUUAAACCCAACCCCACUCAUUCCCUUCAAUGAAGCUCUGCAGUACUUUCAGACCACAGACCUUGGAGAUUUGCUGAAGAACAUCCAGCCAACCCUUCGCAGGACUGGUAUUGCCGCAAUCGCACACUUCUUCUUUGGACCUCCGCGACUUCACAGGGAACUCCUGGAGGAGAGGGAUCUCGUCUUUGCCAUUGCACAGUGCCCUGUGGACAACAGCCAAACAGUCCACAUGCGUGUCCUCCAGACCAUUUAUAAGAAGCUGAUUGGCAGCAAGUUGGACUGUCCUCGCUAUGGUGCACACUGGGAAAACAUUGGCUUUCAGGGUACAGAUCCUGCCACUGACCUGCGUGGCACAGGUUUCCUGGGACUGAUGCAUACUUUAUAUUUUGUGAUGGACCCAGAGACUCUACCCUUGGCCAGAGACAUCUACAAAUUAUCACAACACCCUACACAGAACUUUCCAUUCAGUGUGAUGUCAAUCAACAUGACCCGCAUCGCUCUGCAAGUACUCAGAGAGGAGGCCCUGUCCAAGGAGUGUAAUCGUCGUCAGCAAGUGGUUGGCGUGCUGAACGAGUUCUACGUUGCCACGUAUCUUCACCUGUAUCAACUGUGGAAGACCCAGCAGAAGACCAUUUCUGAUUCUGGCUUUGUUCUAAAAGAGGUGGAGCUGUUCGCCAAAAAGAACCCCAAGCAGAUGCUGCGCCGGCUAGAGGUCUUCCUGAAAGACAGGCGGGCAGGUGGAAUCCCCCGUGGGACGUCGCCAGAACCUGUGGCUCAACAGCCCUCUCCCGGCCUGGGGGAGCGAGGGGCCAAAGCUGGCGCUGCACAGGGACGCAAGGGAAAGGAGAUGCACUUCACCGGAGUGUGUGAUCUACCGCCAGACAUGGAGGGAGAGGCGAGGCUGAUCUAAGUUAGACUCUAUAUGAGUGUUUGUGUGCGCACGUGUGUGAGUAUAUCUAUUACUUUAUGUGCGAGUGGCUUACUCAGAGCUAGAAGAAGAGCCCCACCAGACCCUGAUCCUAGGACCUGCUAUCUGAACCUUAUCAAACACUUCCACUCCUUCUGCUGUUGCUGGGGUGCUGCACUUUGAUCAGAUUAUGCUAGGGGAUCUUUCAGAGUUAUAUUAGAGUUUUGUUAUUAUGAAUUUUUUUUAACAUGGGGGGCUAGAACAGAUAGAAAGAGGUCAGAAACUCAAGAUGUCACAAAAACAAAAGAAAGUGAAUAUUUGCACUUUUCUGUGGAUUUUGUAGCCAAAUCAAUAGCUGCCAAAUUAUUGUGGUUGAACACUACCUGUCUAAAAGUACAAAAUAUACACGUUUGUGUUCCAAGAAUCUCUUAGCCAGGUUAUGUUAGCAUUAAAGAGGGAGAAGCAUGGCACAGAGCAUCUUUUUUUUUUUUUUUUUUUAAAUUAAAGACUUUGCAUUCUCCCUUGCACCAAGACACUGCUCAGUCACAUGCAAAGUAACUGAAGAGCAGCAACCAUAGGCAUGUUGUUAAACACUCUGUUAAAUUUAUGGUCAUAAGAGAAUUAACUAGUCUGACUCCCUGCUACAGAGAAAACGAAAGCAGGUUUUCCAUUAGCUUGAGUAGGAAGAGGAAGAUGGGAAAAUGUUAAUAAUGUUUUCACAGUUACACUGUAGGCUUUGAAUGCAGCUUACUUUAAAGGUCUGAUCACCUUGUAUUUCCUGUUGGUGUGAAUGAAAUGCAUUAUUUGGACAUCAGUCCAAAUGUGAGGUUGUAGCCAGUUUUAAGUAAGUGUCUGUAGCAAGGGGUCUAAUAGACUAGGUCCAGAGCUCCCAUUUAAUAUAGGGGAAUAUAUUUUAAAUAAUAUAAAACAUAUAUAUAUAUAUAUAUAUAUAUAUAUAUAUAUAUAUUAUAGUCCUUUCUUAAGGGACGGCUGUCCCUUUAAUCAUAAUGUCACAGUUGUGUGGCAAAGCACUUCAAAGUUUUGUUACUGGACUGAUGGCUUGGUGACUGUGAGAAGGGUUUCAACACUAUGAAAUUCCACCAGAACAAAAUUCUUCUUAAGUCUCAGCUUUUCAUGGUUAAAGCAAAGGAGACGCUUCAGAGCAGCGUCUUCGGUUUGUCCUUCAGCUUGGUCCCAGCUGAGGCCGAAGGUCUAGAAUGAGCUUUCUUACAUUCCGUUAAAAAGCAUGCGAUUGUAAUAUUUUUUUUUUUUUUUUUUUUUUGACCAGUAAAACAUUUAUUCGUGUGUGUGUGUGUGUGUGUGUGUGUGUGUGUGUGUGUGUGUGUGUGUGUAGUUACAAUAAAUGAGCUGAUAUUGAUGAAGGACGCCUCUCCCAGGAGACGUAUGCUACAGUAUGCAAUCCCAGCUCUUACUCUAAGAUAAUCAAAACGCUAGUGCUGUGUGAUGAUAGAAAUCAUUCCUAACUUCAGGGUUUGUGCACUUGUGCAAGCGAAUGCGUGUGUAUGUAUGUGUGUGUUUCAUAUGACAGGAACUGACUACAGAUGGGGUGCUUUCCUCUGCACACAAAAAGCCAGCUUUACUAAGUACUUGAUCCAUCAAGCUGCAUAGAUGGUACUUCUGUCAUUUUAAAAAUGGUACAUAACAUUUGUGAAGACAAUAUUUAUCCUAAAAGAAACACAUACACUCUUUAGUUUGCUUUUUUUUAAAAAAAGAAAAACUCAAAAGUUGGUUCUGGGCACAGCUGGUUGCAAGCAGCUCUGUGGGCUUAAAAUGGGUAGAGCUGCUCAGCAAAGCUGGUUCCUGCUUUGUGCUAAUGUGAAACAGUCCUCCAUCUUUGUAGUCUCAAUCUGUAGCAUGUUCAGGUAGCACUAGUACUGUAGCAUCCUAUAGCCUCCUCCUCUUCGUAAAGCUUAUUGAUGUCAUGUCUCAGUUACAGUCUGUAGUGUUAAUGAGUGAGCAAACUGUUAUUACUAUAGCACAUACUUUUUUUUUUAAGCCUCCUCGAGUAGAUGCACAUUUGGGUGGAACAGUGUGUUUUGGAGAGAUGUGGGCUAGGCUUGACAUGUUUUUGAGCUCAAACUUGUCUUCUAAGAAGGUGAUAGUAAACCCGGUGCCUACAUCCAGUGGAGCCGUGUGGGGGAAGAGCACAGGUUCGUCCUAUUACUUUUGUCUUUCAUUUGAGCCAUCGUGCCACAGUAGACUUACUCCAUUCAUGUGACACAGUAAGCAGAGUUAAUGUUGCCUCUAAAAUAUGCCAGAUUAAUUAAUAUAUAUAUAUACAGUUAAAUGCACAGGCACGCGAGUUUUUGACAUUGUCAUCUAUUCAGAUGAGUGUCCACCGCCAUCUUCCGUUCUCCUUCUCCACCAUACAGGUUCAAAAGUGAGCUGAUGUAGUUUUCAGUUGUUUGCAAGUGUUUUGAUUGAUCAGGAAAAUUUGCACUGUUGUAGAUAUUUGAUAGUAUGUGUGACGUAUGCAAGAGGAAGCAGGCCAUCUUCAAUAGCCAUAUUGUAAUGUUCAUUAUCACCCACUUUAUGAAACAGGCUUUGUGAAGUCAGACUCCCCUCCUUGCUCUAAAAAGUUGCACCAUCGAUAUGAUCUCAUAUUUAGUUUUAUUCAAUUACAAACUGAGGAGCAGUACAGUGUAUGUAAAUCAGGAAGUUUGUAUAUAGAGAAUUAAUGAUUGUAACUGUAUGAUUGUCUGUAGGGCAUUAUAUUGAAACACACUGCUUACCUCAAGACUUGAGACAAAUCUCUCCUUUCUCUCUAUUUUUCUGUUUCCUCAUACCUAGGCCUUCUCUCAUACUAAUUGGAUAUGAUAUAUAAUUUAUAUCCACCACCAGAAGCACUACAUAAUAGCAAACUAACACAAAAGCUGGUCAGUGUUAUGUGUAUUCUAUUUAGACACAUUUAUAGAUGCUAUAUAGGCCCACGCACACUCUGAUGCACAUCUGCAGAUAAAAAUUCCUUUUAAAAACGAUCUAUAAUUGGCUGAUGUUUACUUAUAAUGUUGAAAUAAGAUUGCUUUUUAGUGGCUUCAGUGAUAGUACAGUAUACUUUUGCUGUGAUUCAGUGUUUGGUGUCAGGAAAACACUCAGAAACAAUCCUGUCUUUACAGCGCUAGUCACAAACAGGUCAAUAUAUGAUUGUUAAGAUAUAAGCUUGAUCACCAGUCAUAAUGCUGUGGAUGCUUUCACCUUGGUAUAUAUACAGUAGCCAAACGAGGCCUGAUUUAUCCUCCCCAUAUUACCAAAAGCGAUAUUUUCAGCAGUUGUAAUAGAUCACGUUCUUAUGCUUUGAUCAUUAUUUGGAGUCUCCUCGGUUGAGAAACCAGAACCAAGAGAAAAAUAAAACGGGUUCUUGCAGGAUGUCAGAUGCUCUGAGAGGUGCGGUCUGAAGUUCUGCUUCCUACAGCAGCAGCUUGGCAAAUACAAUCACUUCUCUCAAUAUCCUGCGCUUUAUAUGAAGGUGUUUUACUGUUGCUGUCGUCAUGUCACUCAGAGCAUUUUAUGACUGUACCUUGAUUGUAGAAGCCCUAUUUUAUACUGAGAGUUAUUUGAGAAUACAGUAUGUGCUGUUGUACAUUAAAUGUAUUGUAUGGAGAAAGCUAAAUAAAAAAAAAAAAAUGCUGUUUAAAAACUGUGUGU